This is a messenger RNA of Paramecium octaurelia, 756 nucleotides long. The record is from the annotation of a GenBank genome assembly. NCBI's taxonomy places the organism in Eukaryota, Ciliophora, Oligohymenophorea, Peniculida, Parameciidae.
AUGGACUUAUAUCACUACCUCUUUAAAUUCAUAAUCGUUGGAGAUACAAGUAAUACUCAUCAUCGCUAAAUAUCAAGGUGUUGGGAAGAGUUGUCUUUUGCUCAAUUACACGGAAGGGAAAUUUAAAGAGGAACAUGAUGCUACCAUUGGAGUAGAAUUUGGGUCUCAAGGAUUCAAACACAAGAACAAGCAAUUCAAAAUAUAAAUCUGGGACACUGUACUAUAUUGAGUUUAAAGAUAGGCUGGUUAAGAAUCCUUUAGGUCAAUCACGCGAUCAUAUUACAAGGGGUUUGUUAAUUUAUUGUUAAGUGUAGUUCAAUAGGGGUUUUACUAGUUUUCGACAUUACAAAUCGAUAGUCAUUCCACAAUAUUGUUAGAUGGUACAAUGAAAUAUUGGAUUGCGCUCACGAAUCGGUAGAUAUAGUAAUUGUUGGCAAUAAAAUUGAUUUGGAGAGCGAGUAAAUCAAUUAUGUAAAUAGACGCUAAGUUUCAGCAGAUGAAGGGAAACAAUUUGCAGAAUAAUAUCGGAUACACUAUAUUGAGACAUCAGCUAAAACUGGACAGUUUGUGGACUAGGUUUUUUAAUAAAUGGCUAUGCGAAUCUAUGAAAAGAUAGAAAAUAAAUUGAUAGAUUAGAACAAUGAAAAUUUAGGUAUUAAAUUAGGCACAUUUUACAGAAAUGAUGAACAAGAUGAUAAAGAAUUGUAAACAAGUUUAGGAUAAAAGAAGAAGAAAAAAAAUGAUGAUUGUUGUUGA